Molecule: messenger RNA, 2153 nt
Organism: Hylaeus volcanicus
Lineage: Eukaryota; Metazoa; Arthropoda; Insecta; Hymenoptera; Colletidae
Product: zinc finger protein 135-like
Exons: 4
Coding region: 277-1416 (379 amino acids)
Biological process (GO): regulation of transcription by RNA polymerase II
Cellular component (GO): nucleus
Molecular function (GO): DNA-binding transcription factor activity, RNA polymerase II-specific; sequence-specific DNA binding
Source: RefSeq, a predicted model, not a curated record
AAAUGUAGGAGAAACGUAUCCGAACGUGAUGAAGGGUUGAAUGUGUCGUACGAUCAACGUGGCACGAGGAUGGUUCACCGACAGUUGUAACACUUCAACGUUAACAAAGAACGAGGACGACGAGGGAAACAUAAUUUAUAAUCAUGGCUGAUUUUGUUGUGCAUUGAUUCGACAACAUUUCGAUCGGCACGCUGUUGUGACCCGAGGGAAGUCUACGAAGGCGAGUCUCUGUUGUUGAACUAUACGGGAAGACAGAAAGAUUCAGUCAAUCGUCUGAUGGCAACAAUGAGUAGAAGCAACGAGAAUGGUAUCGCCCUGGCGACGCCUCCUGCGAUUCACGUUGGCCCUAUAGUGAAUCCGAUCACCAACGAGACCAUCUCCAUCGUGAUACCGUUAUCAGCGCAGCUGGCUACCGUCACCAACCAAAAGGUCGACAAGUCCUGCAAGGACUGCACCAAAGACGCCAAGCAAUCGUCCGCGUCACGUCUCAGGAACGACAAGACGAAAGGAUGCCCGUAUCCGGGCUGCACGCGAUACGGUCGAGCCUUUUCGAGGGCGCACGACCUGAAACGUCACAUAGCUCGUCAUGAAAUGAGAAAGGAAAAAUUGUCCGAUUACGAGAAUUCAGCCGCUGGCAAGCAGCAAUUGGUCGGCAACGAGAUCGUCGGCAAUGUAGCGAAUCGGUCGACCGACGGACCUCAGGUCGCGUGGACCGACGAUUCGCGAGAAGCUAUGGGAAAGUUCUAUUGUUGUCCUCAUUGUACGAAGAAGUAUACCAGCGAGAACAAGUUGUUCGCUCAUAUGAACUCGCACGGGAAGGUAACGGGCAAGAACGUUUGCGCCAUCUGUGGGACGAGCUCCAAAGACGGGGAGGAGCUGCAGAUGCACCUGAGACAGCACACGGUACACUUGCUGGAGACUCAGUCGGCACUGUCGAAAGGCGAGCCGAAGAAGGAACAACCCGACAAGGAGGACGAUUUCCUUUUGGAAGAGAUGCUGCUUCUGAAUAAGAAUCCUCGACGGAAACCGGAGAAGAACGGGAACGGAGCGUCGAAGAUCAGAUGCGACUAUUGCUCGAAAACCUUUAAAACUAAAUGGACCCUGAGCUCCCACGUGGCGGCUCACGAGGGACGUUUCCAAUUCGACUGCGGUCAAUGCGGGAAGAAGUUCGUUCGGAAGAGCCACUACGAGGGACACGUGCGGUCGCACGAAGCGGCGAGACCCUACGUUUGCGAACAAUGCGGGAAGACGUUCAAAGAGUUGAAGCACAGGCGGGAGCACACCAAGAAGAAGCAUUCUACGAACCAAAGCGCGAUACAGACUCUGUUGGACAGCAUCAGUCCUUACGCGUCGGAUGAUCUACCGGUCGAUCAGACGAAAUUCACUCUUGUGAUCCCAGAAAAUUUCUCUGUGUAAAUUUCUUUUUUAUAGAGCCAUAACGAAAUGUUCACUCUGUUAUACAGGGUCUAUCCUAAUACGCGGGACCUGUUUCCCCAGUGGAAAUACUUGGUGUGAACGUAUCCCAACCGCAAAUCAAACUAGUCCAACUGAUUCUAUUAGACUAUGCACAAUGUUCGCAGUACACGUUCAACGCGGCGCCAUUUUAAAAUCAAUGUUUCCAUCUCGGUAGUUUUCAACGCGAUCUCGCCAGCUUGCUCUAAGGUGUACAAAGAGGCCAACAUGUACAGUGGUUGUAUUAAUCGUAAUGUUACCGUUGUACGCUUAGCGAAGCCUGCACAUAAUUGUUAUUGUAUGUAAUUUAUGUCAGACGUCAUUUUUCGUUGAAAUUCUUAACACUUUAUCUACCGGGCUAUUUAGAAACAAUCUUUAAUUCAAAAAAGAAUCUUCUACGGUAGCAUAUACCAAUAUAGGCUGGCAAUAAUUCCUCCAUACUGUUACUAAGUACAUUGAAAGCCAAGUCUGUUUCCAAAAACUGAACAUUGUAAGUAGACAACCAUCAACAUAGUAAAUAAAUUCGAAAAGCUAAAGACUGGAAUUAAAAAGCCUAUAAAUAGGCUCCCGGUAAAUAAAGUGUUAAACAAAAGAAACGACUCUGGAUAUGCUUGGACGAGCGACACACAGACCAAAGACAAUCUCGAUUCCGAACAGUCAACCUGUACAUAUAGCGAUUCUAAUAAAUCAACCGAAAAAUA